Messenger RNA from Myotis lucifugus (little brown bat), 1532 nucleotides. Its product is annotated as sodium-dependent noradrenaline transporter. Gene Ontology annotation, molecular function: norepinephrine:sodium symporter activity; dopamine:sodium symporter activity. NCBI's taxonomy places the organism in Eukaryota, Metazoa, Chordata, Mammalia, Chiroptera, Vespertilionidae. Gene Ontology annotation, biological process: sodium ion transmembrane transport; dopamine uptake involved in synaptic transmission. The record is from RefSeq and is a predicted model, not a curated record. Gene Ontology annotation, cellular component: neuronal cell body membrane; neuron projection; presynaptic membrane. Bases 1 to 1473 code for a protein of 490 amino acids. The transcript is spliced from 12 exons.
AUGCCGGGCAACCGAGAACUCUCCCCCUGCCUGAUCCUGGGGGGUGGGGGGGAGACGCCCCCUCCGCCCUACCACCCACCAACACCCGCGCUUAAAUGUCAAGGCAGCCAUAGGGCAGUCCUGGGCACAGGCUGGGAUGGACAGAACAGUCCCCGAUGGUGUGGGGCUGUGGCCAGGCAGCCAGGGCCCGUCUCCCUCACUGUGCACCUUCGGGACUGGCCAGUGGCUCAGGCCUUGGGUGUCCUCCCUGACCGAUGGCGUCUUCCCUGGCCCCGGCCCCGUCCUCCUGGCAGGCGCGGCGUCCUGCACCUCCACGAGAGCGGCGGCAUUCACGACAUCGGCCUGCCCCAGUGGCAGCUCUUGCUCUGCCUGAUGGUGGUGGUCGUCGUCCUGUUUUUCAGCCUCUGGAAAGGCGUGAAGACGUCAGGAAAGGUCGUGUGGAUCACGGCCACGCUGCCUUACCUGGUGCUGUUCGUGCUCCUGGUCCACGGCAUCACGCUGCCUGGCGCCUCCAACGGCAUCAGCGCCUACCUGCACAUCGACUUCUACCGCCUCAAGGAGGCCACGGUAUGGAUUGAUGCUGCCACUCAGAUAUUUUUUUCCCUGGGGGCUGGAUUUGGAGUCUUGAUUGCAUUCGCCAGUUACAACAAAUUUGACAACAACUGCUACAGGGACGCCCUGCUCACCAGCACCAUCAACUGCGUCACCAGCUUCGUCUCGGGGUUUGCCAUCUUCUCCAUCCUCGGGUACAUGGCCCAUGAGCACAAGGUCAACAUCGAGGACGUGGCCACUGAAGGAGCUGGCCUGGUCUUCAUCCUGUACCCGGAAGCCAUCUCCACCCUGUCGGGGUCCACCUUCUGGGCUGUCGUGUUCUUCAUCAUGCUCCUGGCUCUGGGGAUUGAUAGCUCAAUGGGAGGCAUGGAGGCCGUCAUCACGGGCCUGGCCGACGACUUCCAUGUCCUGAAGCGACACCGGAAGCUCUUCACAUUCGGCGUCACCUUCGGGACCUUCCUCCUGGCCCUGUUUUGCAUAACCAAGGGCGGAAUCUACGUGCUGACGCUGCUGGACACGUUCGCGGCGGGCACCUCCAUUCUGUUCGCUGUGCUCAUGGAGGCCAUCGGCGUCUCCUGGUUUUACGGGGUGGACAGGUUCAGCAACGACAUCCAGCAGCUGAUGGGGUUCAAGCCCGCCUUACUUGACUUUGUUAAAUUUGUGGUGGUGGUGAGCAUCAUCAACUUCAAGCCACUCACCUACGAUGACUACAUCUUCCCGCUCUGGGCCAACUGGGUCGGGUGGGGCGUCGCACUGUCCUCCAUGGUCCUGGUGCCCGCCUACAUCGUCUACAAGUUCCUGAGCACCCGGGGCUCCCUCUGGGAGAGACUGGCCUAUGGCCUCACGCCGGAGAACGAGCAUCACCUGGUGGCCCAGAGGGACGUCAGGCAGUUCCAGCUGCAGCACUGGCUGGCCAUCUGAGCCCGCCCCCAGGAGGAGGGGGAGCCCCGCCCGCCAACGUCCAGGUCCAGGCGCCCACU